Molecule: messenger RNA, 3017 nt
Organism: Eurytemora carolleeae
Lineage: Eukaryota; Metazoa; Arthropoda; Copepoda; Calanoida; Temoridae
Exons: 31
Coding region: 626-2938 (770 amino acids)
Cellular component (GO): mitochondrion
Molecular function (GO): FAD binding; D-arabinono-1,4-lactone oxidase activity
Source: RefSeq, a predicted model, not a curated record
UUUGGAAAAUGCAAGAAAUUCUGUGUUUGUUUGAUCUAUAUACAUGAAUUGUACAUUAAAGAUAGUUUUAACACUGAGGUUCUUUUUCUUUUGAAAAAUUUUGUUUAAUUUAAAUUUUUGAUCACAUUUUUUUAAACACUAGCUUUACAAUUUUGCAUGUGUGCUGUCUGAAUAGGAUGUGUUAGGCUCUAAUUGAAAAAGUGUGAUAUACAAUUAUUGCAUUUUGUAUUUUCAGAUUAGUUAUAAAAUAUUCAUGCUUUGUAAAACAUAGAAAAGCGUAGUUCUCGUUUGUUUACUAUAUUUUACGGAUUAAAUUUUGACUGUCUCUGAACCUUCUCUGGGCCCUGGGGUUGUGUGGAAUACCACAAAAAAUUGCAUCCGAUUGGUUCAGUCCUUUUCACGUUAAUUGGAUACAAAGAAGCAGGGAAAAAUAGCUUCAUGUAUAUAACAUAUACAUAUCAAUUUUUCAGCCUGGUUAAAAGAAUACUGAAGAGUGACUAACAAGCCAUGAAUCAAUUUGUAUAGAAAUAAACUGAAAUAUAUUACAAUACUUUAAAGUGUUCCAGGGAUUUUAAAUAUAUCAUAAAUAUUCUAUUUAAUAAAUUUGAUUCUAUUUAUUGAGAAAAUGCCGGAUCACGAAUGGCGAGAUACAAUUAAAACUACCUACAAUGAAUGGAGACACAAUGACAAGCACAGAAGUAUAAAAGAAUAUUUUAAUGAAGUGCAGAAUAAAGAAGUUGGAAGAGCCUACAAACAAGACAGCAACUCCAUCUAUCCAUCACUACAGGAACUAUCAGAACAAAUGAGUGAAGGAGAGAAAGACAAGUCGGAAAAAAUAUUAAAGAAAACAGAAGACAACAAAGUCCAAUUUCUUGGAGCUGAUAUAGAGGUUAGCGAGGAGGAUGAAGAGGCUGAAGAAUAUGCUCGUGAGACCAUCUAUGGAGGUUUCAGACACACUAUGAAGAAACUCCUGAACAUGUCCUAUCUUUCAACAAAGACAAUUGGCGAUGUGAUGAAAAAACUACUGAAGAAAUUAAUAGAUUUUAUGGAGGUGGGCCUUCAGAGUGGAGUGAUAGCCAUAGGGUUUACAAUUGGUCACAUAGUGGCCCAAGUUCAUCCCAUCCCAGACACAGAGCUACAUCCACACCUUGGAAUACAGUGUGUUCAGGAUCUAGGAUUUGUAAACUAUGGCGAGACAGUGAAAAAUCAACCAAAAUUAACAUUUUUCCCCAAAACAGUUGAAGAAAUUAAAUCUGUAAUCAGAUAUGGUAGAGCUGAAGGCAGAAGAGUGAGAUGCGCUGGAAUGAAACACAGCUGGAGUCACAUGUUCAGUGAUGACGGCGAGAUCUUGGUGUACCUUCUCCCUUUGUCAGUAACAGACACAAUAUCCUUCUCGAGAAAUGGGAUUCAUUCCAUGGAGAAAAUACUGAAAGAGUGGAACUCAGAACUCAGUGGGAUUGAGUUAGUUGAAGAGCUUGAGGAUGAUCAUGCUGCUGUACGGGUUGGAGCUGCUACAACCAACCUAGAGAUGCUCAAUUGGUCAAAUCAGUCUGGUUGGACUCUUCCUGUAGAUAUUAUUGCUGUGAUGAUUACCUACGGAGGAAGCAAUGCUAUGAUCUGCCAUGGAGCAGGUCUUCAUUCUAAAACCCUUUCUGAUCUUGUUCUGAAAAUAGAGUUUAUUGACGCCAACGGGGACUACAGGAGCGAGGAUGAUGCUGAAAAACUUAAAGCUUUGGGCGGAUGCUUCGGAUUAGCCGGAAUUGUGACCUUUGUGACCCUACGUCUGGACAAGAUGACAUAUGCAAGAUUCCAGCCCAAAAAAUCUUUAAUGGUAGAUUCAAUACCUAAACCUGGGACUGAUCCCAGCUCUCAGGAGUUUAAGCACAUGGUGGAUUUAUGCUCUAAGUAUUAUGUUGAGUUCUUCUGGUUCCCCAGUCACGGAGAGGAUUCAGGAUAUUGGGAAAACUGCUGGGACAACGAUGGAAGAGAGGAGGAUGCAAUAGAUAUAAACCUGGGACUUGAUGAUCAUUAUCAGAUUACAACAACUUAUCUAUUCGAAGUUAUCAUGAAGGUUCUGCAGCCCUUAACUCUAAUGACCAGGGAAGAACAUUACGAUGAGAAAACAUCUUUACAAGAAUGUCUCAAGUACAUUUUCUCCAAGGUUGUAAGUUUAACUGGACACCAAGCUCUCCCUGAGCCUGAGGAGCCUGCAACUACAUCUUUAGUUGAAGCUCUGCAUUUCAGACGAGGUUUCCACUACAUAGCUGUCAGAGAAAUGGAAAUGGAGAUUCCAAUUCCAAGUUUAGAAGAUGGUAGUCCAGACUACAGUAUUGUAUCAAAAGCCUGGUGGGACGGAGUCCAUCUAAUUCAGGAAUAUGAGAAACGGGGUAUUUUUGCUGUGGAUAUGGCAUUAGAGCUUCGUAUAAUGGGGGGAAGUGAUAUUCUCAUGGCCUCUCAAUUUGGAAACAAGCACGGUACUCUAGCUAUAGAACCAGUCUCAACUAGAAUUGUAGACAAGGAAAUAUGGGAGGACUUUAAGGAGGACCUGGCUAGGGUAUGGAUGGGGUACAAGGACUGGGACGGAUCUAAAGUCCUCUCCAGAGUCCACUGGGCUAAGGAAUCUCCAAGAUCUGUACAAAUAGACGAUGAAACCUUCGAUACAAUAAAAUACUGGCAGAGAAGUGACGUUUACGGAACCAAUAUGGAGAAAUUCUUUGAUAUUCUCAGUGGUUACAACAGUGUAGAGGAUAUGUACAGAAUGUUCAGCAACAAAUACCUGGAUGUACUUUUUAAACCUCAGUGGGAAAGAUUUGGAAUUGAUGUCCAAUCCGAGUACCCAGCCAUCAAACCUCCCACCAACGGUGUCCAUAAACCAGAGGGAACCAAUGGAUCUUUUCCUGGAGAUGAAGAAAAGUCUACAUGUUGCACCAUUACUUAGCCUUUAUUAAAAUUAUUAAAUGACCAUCUUGUUAUUGGAUGAUCGAAUUUUCAAAAUUUGCCUCUAACAACAUUCGAUU